Molecule: messenger RNA, 3133 nt
Organism: Paramecium octaurelia
Lineage: Eukaryota; Ciliophora; Oligohymenophorea; Peniculida; Parameciidae
Source: the annotation of a GenBank genome assembly
AAAUGAGGCGUGUAGCUAGAAUUGCUUAAUCUGUAAUCAAAAAUCGAAUGUUCUAAUCUCUUCAACAAAAGAUUGUAUAUCAUUUUGAUGAUAAUUACAAUAAAUUUUAUAAAGAGAAGGAUGAGAAUUUGGUAUUUUUUUAGAUCAACUUAGAUUCACCCUACUUAUACUUCCAAACACUUUAAAGUGUCAUCAAAUUCAAUUGUUUAGUACUUGGAAGACAAGAAAAUGGAACACAAGAUAUAGGGAAAGUAUGUACAAUUAAGAUAUUGUCCAUUCUGUCCAAAACAUAAUAUAGAAAAUCCAUCUAACUAAUUUGUUAUGGGAAUAAACUUAGAGAAGUACAUUUAAUGUCAAUGAUUAUAGUGGAUCGUAUAAUUGUUUCAGAGCUAGCUGUUCAGCUAAAGGCUCUUGGUUUGAUUUUAAGAACUUUUUGAAUGGGACUCUCAACACUUAGCAAUAGUAAAAUCCAUAGACUCAAUAACAGCCUGCUUAGAAACUGAAUAUAUUUGAAUAUCACUAAUACUACGAGAGAUUAAAGUUAUAAGAGCCUAAGAUAGUGUAUGACUAUUUGACAGGUGAUGAUUGGGAAAAUGUACAAUUUGCCUAUUAUUCACUAGUCAGAAUUAAAGAGGAAUUAAGGAUGAAGUCUUGAAAUUGUAUUUGAUUGGCAUUGAUGUUACUGAAAUCUAUGAUCCUUAAUAAGGCGGAUAUGUGUAGGCUCCCCUCAUAUACUUUCCCAUGUUUAGAUACAGAAAUCAGCACGAGAAGAAUAAAAUAAUGUAGAAAGCAUUGAAACAGAAAAAGGAUGAUGUUUUGGCUGAAAAAGUUUUGAGUGAAGAAACCAAAUAGAAUAUCCGAUCACAAUUAGAUAAUUAAUUUGAUAAUUUUCAAUAUGAAUUGGUGAGUUGCAAAAUCAGAGCAGCAGGAAAAGAUUUGAAGCAUAUUCAAAAGAUUGAACCUAUGAAUGCAGCCAAAGGGAUUUUCGGAAUGCAUUUACUUAAAUAGGAUUCUACUCAAGUGAUACUUACAGAAGGUGAAUUUGAUGCUAUGGCAGCAUAUCAAAUGACAAACAUUCCUGCCAUCUCAUUGCCAUAUGGUAUUAAUCAUAUUCCAGCCUAUCUUAUUGAAUGGUAAUCUAUGAUAAUUAUCAAAUCAGGUUAGAUUAGUUUGAGAAAUUGAAUGAUAUAAUAAUAUGGGUAGAUGAUGAUAAUCCUGGGAGAAUUAAUUCUUAAAAGAUUGCUCGUAAACUUGGUAAUGCGAGGACAAGAGUGGUCUAACCAUCUUUAAUUGAUCCUCAUGAUUAUCCUAAAGAUGCAAAUGAUUGUUUGAGAUUCUAUGCUGAUAAAGUCAUGACUUAUAUUGAUCAAUCGAAAUGUCUACUAAAAAAGAACAUCACCUAAUUUACUGAUUUUAAAUAAUUGACAAAGAAUAGAAUUCUAAACUUUGAAUUGUCAAAGGGAACCCAAUCUCAGACAUUCACAACUUAUAACAAUACCACUAAAGGAUUGAGAACUGGAGGUGAGUAAUUUAUAUAUAUUUAAAUUAGAGUUUACCAUUUUAACAGGACCCACUGGUAGCGGUAAGACCACUUUUUUGAGUUAGCUAUCUUUAGAUUUCUGUAAAGAAGGAAUAACAACACUAUGGGGAAGUUUUGAAAUAAAGACUGACAGAUUGGCUGAACAUUAAUUAUUACAAGCAUACAAGACAGAUUUAAUUAAACAAAAAGAUUUAGUUGAUAUAGCAAUUCAAAAAUUUGAAAAUGAAAUUCCAAUUGUAAAAAAAUCAAUUUAUCAAAUAGUAUUACAUGAAUUUUUAUGGGUCAACCGACCUAGACUAAAUUAUUGAUACUAUUGAAUAUGCAAUAUAUGAAUAUAAUGUAACUCACGUUUGUUUGGAUAAUUUAUAAUUUAUGAUGGGAACUUAAGUAGGAGGAAACAGGAAAUUCGAUUUUUAAGAUGAAAUCAUUGAAAAAUUUAGAAGAUUAACUAGUAAUAAUGAUAUUCAUCUGACUUUGGUCAUUCAUCCUCGAAAAGUUGAUGAAAAUGAAGACUUAACUAUUGCAUCUAUCUUUGGUUCAGCAAAAGCGACUCAAGAGGCUGAUAAUGUGUUUAUUAUCCAAAACAGACCUAGAUACAGAGUGUUUGAGAUUAAGAAAAAUCGAUAUGAUGGAGAAGUAGGCAGAGUUGGAUUAGGUUUCGAUUCUAAUGUGAAGUCAUUCUUCGAACUUACAUCUGCAGAAGUCAAGGAAUUGAAUGAGGAAAAGACUACUAUCAUAGAUAUUAUUAAUAAAAGGAAAUAAGAGGGUAGACAUUUUAAAUAAGAGAUUACUAUUAACGAUAAAAAUGGAAAUAAUGAUGGUGGUAAUAAUGAGGGUGGAUCUUCAAAUAAAGGAGGUAAUCACAGUAAUAAUAAUUCAAACAAUUCCAAAAUUACUAAAAAGGAUAACACUAAUGUCAAAAAGAUACUAGAAAAUAUACAAAUUUCAGAUCACAAUAUUUAUAAAGACUCAAAUGAUGACGAUGAAGAUCAAAUGGCUUAAUUAGAAAAAAUGGCUGAAUAAUAUGCUAAUUAAGAAAUAACAGAAAUUAUUUUAAAUCAAAAGCCUGUGUAAUUGGCUUUAGAUGAUAUUGAAGUACUUGAAAAGAAUCAUAAAUUGGAUAGUCAACAAUCAGGUGUUGAAAAUAAUGAAAAACAACCACCUAAUUAAAAUAGUACUAAUAUUUCCAAUAGUUAUCUUAACUAAAGUAAAAUCAUUAGGGAAUGUGAAAAAUGCAUAGAUCCUUCUAAUGAUUAUCUAGAAAUAUGGAAAUUUGAUUAAGAUAGUGAUUAUGGUUUAAAACCAAAAAUUGGAUAAUACGAAAUUUAGUAAGAACAAACUCCUAAAGAUAAUACUUAUACUCAACAUGGCUCUAAUGAAUUUACUUUGUUCCAUUCUGACCCAUUAAACAAAUAUGCUGCCUAAAAGAUUAAUAAAGAAUUAGAUUAGAGUCUAUAAAGUGAUGAAUUUUAACCUGUUGAUGAUCAAAUAGAACUGGCUAAUUAAUAUACAAGCUAAAAGAAACAAUCGAAAAGGGCUUCUUUUAUUCAUGUUGGAUCCAAAAAACCUUCUAAAUCUUAAUUAGAUUUAUGA